This is a messenger RNA of Maniola jurtina (meadow brown), 1581 nucleotides long. RefSeq names its product trypsin, alkaline C-like. The record is from RefSeq and is a predicted model, not a curated record. Lineage: Eukaryota; Metazoa; Arthropoda; Insecta; Lepidoptera; Nymphalidae. Gene Ontology annotation, biological process: [2Fe-2S] cluster assembly; protein complex oligomerization; proteolysis. The coding region runs from base 195 to 1577 and encodes 460 amino acids. Gene Ontology annotation, molecular function: serine-type endopeptidase activity; ATPase activator activity; protein-folding chaperone binding. Gene Ontology annotation, cellular component: mitochondrion. The transcript is spliced from 6 exons.
GAUUUGAACCAGCUGAUUUUGACAUUUUGACAUUCUAAUAAUUUUGGUUUACAAAAAUUAUUUCUACGUUUGUACAAAAGUUCAAAAGAUGAAAAGAAUAUGAAAAACUUUUAUUACGUAAACAUGUUAAGUUGAGUGUUAAUGUGCGGCUGGCGGCAUAUUCUUACUUAUCGAUCGAAACAAAAAAAAACACAAUGAAUAUCAUGGGUCUUGGAAGGAUUAUAUGGAAUAUUGGACCAAAAAACAGCUUAUUAUCACACCUUAAAUACGUCUCUUGUUGGUCAUGUGGAAAAAAUGACUCCAAUUUGCUUUCUAACCUAUUUUGCCCACAUUGCAAAGCAUUGCAGAAGCCUGACAAAUCAGAAAACUUCUUUAAAAUACUUGGUGUGAAAGAAACCUAUGAUUUAGAUGAGACUGAGUUAUCUAAAAAGUACAAAGAUUUGCAGAAAAAUUUACAUCCAGAUAAAUACGCAAAUAGAAAUAAAGAAGAGCAAGAUAUUUCAGCCCAAUAUUCAUCAAUGGUUAAUGAUGCAUACAAAACCCUAUUGGAACCACUUGCAAGAGGUGUUUAUAUGCUGCGUCUAAGAGGUAAAGAAAUUCCUGAAAACACAGAAGCAGAUCAAGAAUUCCUAAUGAAAAUCAUGGAGAAGAAUGAAGAAGUUGAAGAAGCGAAUACAGAAGAAGAAAUAAUGAAACUCAAUAGAGAAAACAAAGCAAUUAUACAAGAUUUACAGAAGAAACUCUCUAGAGCAUUCUUUGAUGGCGACCUAAAAAGAGUGACCAAGUUAUUGACUUAUAUGAAGUAUUAUACUAUUAAUGCACACUAUCCAUUUUCACGUGUGCUGAAUGGAUCGCCAACAACAAUACAACAGUAUCCCAUUCUGGCUCAACUGUUGUUGGAUGCAUGGGGCAACCAACAGUAUGUCCAACAUUGUGCCGGUGUCAUACUCACGUCUCGACAUUUGAUAUCCUCUGCGCAUUGUUUCCAAUACAGCCGAGAUACGGGUAGAGAUUACUCCCUACCACAAUAUUGGAAAGUUCGUGUCGGUUCAACUUACCGUACCCGAGGAGGAGUUUUGCAUAAGAUUAAAACAAUAAUCCCGCAUUAUGGCUUUGACAAAAGCUAUUACACAAAUGACAUAGCUGUUGUUGUUGUAGCUAAAAAGUUUACUAUAGGCAACCUUGUUAGACAGGGUACGAUUAUAAAGCCAGAUAGUGAACUAUUAUCCAAUUCUGUUUGCACGUUGGUUGGAUGGGGCGUUAUUGAGAAAAAUGGUCCGCAGCCAGAUCAGCUUCAACAUACGAUGUUGCUUGUUAUAGAACAAGAAUACUGCAAAGCACAGUAUCAAACACUUGGUGCUAUUAUAACAGAUUCGAUGUUAUGUGCAGGCCGCAUGGACGUUGAUGGUGUGGACGGCUGCUUUGGCGAUUCUGGAGGACCCUUAAUUUAUAAAGGCGUUGUAGUUGGUCUUGUCUCGUUUGGCUAUGCCUGUGGACAGAAGUUUUAUCCUGGAGUUUAUACAAAAGUAUCACAUUAUACAGAUUGGAUUAUAAAAACAAUAUCGAAUAAUAAAUAACUAU